CAAAAUACGAUGCAUUUGUGUUCGACACAAGCGGCGCACGCGUUUAUUAUGGCGAUUACAUGCUUUUAGGACGAACAGCUGAUUCGGGAAAUGUUUUCGCGCGUGAUUCACGUAACGUAUGAUUCCUGAGAACAUAAAGGAUCAAAUUCGUCGGUGAGAAAAUCCUAUAAGUAUCUCGCUUUUGUUAAUACAAGCGUUUGCUUCGAAAAGAUGCGUAUUGACGUGUCCUAAUGACGUAAUUGGUCGAAGAGGCGAGACAGUGCUCACGAAUGCUCCACGUACGUGUCAAGAGCGAAUUGCGUGCUUUGUAUACCGCGUGCCUGAGGGCGAUGAGCACGUUAAGGUCACCGGUGUUGAGUCUGUAAUGAAGCCCCUCGUUUAAAUUUUCGUCGAGCAAUGAAGUCCAACGAAGUCGUUGUGUUUCUGCUGUUCCUGUCGUUGUUUACUCUGUGCACCGCGGCAUUGGAAAAUACGAAAAAGCGCGGUGAUAUUACGCAAAAGUCAAAUUCUAAUGAGGAAACCGAAGAAGAGGUUGCCGUGGAGGAUAUGGAGAACGCUUUCGAACAGCUGCGCGAACUGAGUGCUCUGCGUGAUACGAUAUUGAAGUUAGUACCAGCAACCGAUCCGAUUUAUGAUAAAAUUAGCAAGCAAGUAAAUCAGAAAGACGAUGCGGAGAGAAAAACAGAGGCUACCGGCAAGGAAAAUCUUUUGGAAAAUCCAGGCACGAGAAAUGUAUGGAUGAAGACUAUGAUAGCUCAAACAAAGGACAUAGAUCCCUCGACUAUAAAUGCAAGGCAAUUGGAGGAUGAGGAUAUAGAAUCAUGGGAAGAGCUGUAUGACAUAUUGGACGAUGAAGUUCAAGAGCCAUUGUCACCAGAACAACAGACAGCCGAGCAGUUGUUUAAGAAUGCACAAAGUAUCUUAAAUGCAAUGCGUGCUAACAAAUCCGAGGGUUAUGAAAUUCUCAUCGAAGCAGCAAAGUUGGGUCAUCGAGAAGCCAGAUCUAUAUUGGCAUGGGCGAGGUUACUCGGAUCUCGCUUGGGUCCUGCUUCUCUACGAGUGUCUACUGACGAUAUACCUAGUAUAUUUGAGAUAUUCAAGGAGCUUGCAGAUACCGGACUCCCGUCCGCUCAUUUGGGAUUGGGAUUUUUAUACGCAACUGGUAUUGGUGGCGUCAAUGCAUCUCAAGGAAAAGCUUUACUUCAUUAUACUGUAGCUGCCCUUGGUGGAGACACUCGAGCUCAAAUGGUUAUGGGAUAUCGUCACUGGGCAGGUGUAACGACACCGGCCUCUUGCGAGAAAGCUUUAGAUUUUUAUCGAAAAGUGGCGAAAAAGGUCGCGGAGGAAGUGUCACUGAGCGGUGGCCCCGUAGUUCAACGAGUUCGACUAUUGGACGAGCAUGAAAAUCCGGGAUACAGUUCCGGAGUUUUUGACCAAGAUUUAAUAGAAUAUUAUCAAUUAUUAGCCAAAAAAGGCGACACUCAAGCGCAGGUCGGCCUAGGUCAGCUUCAUUAUCAAGGAGGUAGAGGAGUUCCUUUGGACCACGAAAGAGCUGUACAGUAUUUUCAACACGCCGCGGAUGCUGGUAAUCCAGUUGCAAUGGCUUUUCUUGGAAAGAUUUAUUUGGAAGGAAGUGAAAUUGUCAAGCAGGAUAACGAGACAGCGUACAAAUAUUUCAAAAAAGCUGCCGAAUUAGGGAAUCCAGUAGGCCAAAGUGGAUUGGGUUUGAUGUACUUAUAUGGAAUGGGAGUGGAAAGGAAUACUGCCAAAGCAUUGCAAUACUUCAGUCAAGCUGCGGAGCAAGGUUGGGUCGACGGACAGCUACAAUUAGGAAAUAUGUAUUUCAGCGGUACAGGCGUCAGGCGUGAUUAUAAAAUGGCAAAUAAAUAUUUCAACUUGGCCAGUCAAUCUGGACAUGUACUGGCUUACUAUAAUCUCGCCCAGAUGCAUGCCACUGGUACUGGAAUGAUGAGAAGUUGUCCAACAGCUGUGGAAUUAAUGAAGAACGUUGCCGAAAGGGGGAAAUGGAGUGAUCAAUUGAUGGUAGCGCAUACCGAUUACAAAGAGGGCAGAGUGAACGAAGCGUUCUUGAACUAUGCUCUUUUCUCCGAAAUGGGUUACGAGGUUGCGCAGAGUAACGCGGCAUUUAUUUUGGAUAAAGGAGAGACCGACGUUCUACUGGAAGAAGAAGGCUUGGUUAGAGCGUUGGCGCUAUGGGCGCGAGCUGCCGCACAAGGAUACUCCGCAGCGCAGGUGAAACUUGGCGAUGCACAUUAUUACGGUAGAGGAACGAAAGUCGAUUACGAGGCGGCCGCGGGCCACUAUCGUUCGGCAUCCGAGCAACAACACAACGCUCAAGCUAUGUUCAAUUUAGGAUAUAUGCACGAGCGUGGUCUAGGUUUAGCGAAAGAUCGCCAUUUGGCGAAGCGAUGCUACGAUUUAGCCGCGGAUGCUAGUCCCGACGCAAGAAUACCUGUAGCUCUAGCUUUGAUCAAGCUUUCCUUCCUCUUCGGCCUUGAUUAUCUACAAGAAUUUAGUUUGGUCGAUCAGUUAGAUAAAUGGGAUCAGCUGCUUGGACAAAAUUGGGAUCUAUAUCUUAUCGGAUUUCUCACAGGAAUGCUUAGUCUUAUUAUCUACUUCCGCAGACCGCAGCCACCUCCCCCACCGAGAAUUGUUGCUAACUAAAUUUUCUACUCUUUCAUUCAUUAUCUUAUAUAUAUAUAUAUACAUAUAUAUACAUAUAAGUAUACAUAAAUAUUUCUAGGCUAAGCUUGGAAACAAAUUUUAUAAGGGAUUCAUAUUGGGAAAUCAUUUUUAUAAUGUAAUUCGUCCUUCCGAUAUGGAGCAAGCUAAAGAACUUUGACUUCGAUAUUUAUUUGAUAAUUUUAGUGUAUCGUAAUAAUUUAUAUCGAUUCUAGAUUACUAAUUCAAAAUUUGUUUAGAGGAUCUACAACACUAACAUUUGACGUAAAUGAGCAAUUUUUGUUUCCUACAAUAAAUAAGUACUCCUACAAUCUUCUCAUACGCUUAAUUACUCUGUGCAAACUCUGAGCUUAGUUCCUAGUUUAUAAAGUUCCAUUACUACGCUCAAUGUAUGUCAUGUGAGUAGGGAUAUUGUCUAUAAAUGAACAGAUUGUUGUAAACAAUGUUAGGUUCCCCUUUCUACGAGAAAUGAUGAAAAAAAAAAACGAUAUUAAAUCCAAUCAAAGUUCACGAUUCCAUAUCAUAUUAUUUUCAUAGAAAUAUAAUGUUGAGAGCUAUCUUUGCAGCGGUAUUAUUUCGUGUUGUUUUUGUACAAUUAAAUCAAAUUUAUAACUUUUCUCGGCAACACACGUUUAUAAUUACCUUAGAUUACACAUUAUACAUAUUAAGACAUUAAAAAAAAAAA
Messenger RNA from Linepithema humile (Argentine ant), 3388 nucleotides. It is a transcript of the gene Hrd3, whose product is annotated as HMG-coA reductase degradation 3. Gene Ontology annotation, biological process: ERAD pathway. Gene Ontology annotation, molecular function: protein binding. Gene Ontology annotation, cellular component: endoplasmic reticulum membrane. NCBI's taxonomy places the organism in Eukaryota, Metazoa, Arthropoda, Insecta, Hymenoptera, Formicidae. The record is from RefSeq and is a predicted model, not a curated record.